Pseudonaja textilis is the source of this 2894-nucleotide messenger RNA. RefSeq names its product M-phase specific PLK1 interacting protein (gene MPLKIP). Lineage: Eukaryota; Metazoa; Chordata; Lepidosauria; Squamata; Elapidae. The record is from RefSeq and is a predicted model, not a curated record. Gene Ontology annotation, cellular component: midbody; centrosome; nucleus.
UCGACCCGGAACUCCUCCUCCUCCGGACUAGGCGAAGGAAAUCGGCGGUUGCUGUAGGGGCAUCCCCGAGACGGCCAUGUAUCGGCAGAGAUUUCGGUCUCCCACCCCGCCGUCUUCGAGUGUCUCCGGGUUUCUGAGCCCUGCCUCGGAAGGAGCCUCUCCACAGGGUUACCGAAGCCCUCGCCACAUGUCGCCUUAUGGAUCCCGCUCGCGGCCGUACGACAUUACUCCUCGCUCUCCCCGCUUCCAAAUGUGCGGGGAUAGUGGAAGCUGGUUUGGAGGCUCGGCGGCGGCGCUCACACCACAUAGGCCCCACAAUGCCAAUCCCAGGCAUCUGGGCUACAAUGGCGGCAGGUCCCCCGGAGAAGCAUUUUACCAGCAGCAGCCCUUCAAGCAGCCGCCUUCGGGAGGUUACCAGAGAUACAAUCAGGGAUCACCCCGAAUAUCGACUCCAUUUGGUACACCACAUGGAAAAGAGAAAACACUGUCCAAUGAUGAUGUGGAGAAUUAUUAUAAACCUUCAAUGCUUGAAGACCCAUGGGCAGGCCUAGAACCGGUGUCUGUUACUGAUGUUAACCAACAAUUCAGCCUUCAACAAACAACACAUUGUGGUAGAAAAGGCAGAUAUUUCAGCUAAAGAACUCUAUCUAUCUUAGAAUCUAUCUGCUGCCAUUCUUUCAACCAUAUUGAUAAGGAAUGAUAAAUUCAUAAUUCACUGCAAGCCUAAAGAUGUUUUAAUGUGGAGGCAGGGGAUAAUAUAUUGAUAAUCUACAGAUUGUUUUUCAACCUUCAACAUAAAUUUCAUUUUCCACCUACUGGGGGAGGAGGUAUUGUUGUUCAAACACAAUACAUCUUUCAAUCAAUCCAGUGGUCACUACUAAUCAAGAAUGAGCUAGGCACAAAUUUAUCCAAGCUUCUUGUCCACAUAUUAAUAGGAUACAGAUCAAAAUUGAUAGAAUAUACAAUAAGCCAUUGUCCCACUAUCAUUCUUAGCAUUACUAAUGAAAGUUAUGUGACUUUAACAAUGAAUAUAAGCAAGAUUAUCUGAAAAGAAUCCAUAAAGCUUUCAGAGUUCACUUGCUGAAAGCACUAGAUGAUCUUCCAGAGCCUAAUCAGUGCCCCGAUUCAAUCCAGAAUGAGUUUCUUAAGCAGUGAAUACAUAAAGGAGAAAGUGAAGAAAAACAAAAAUAGGCUUUCUAAUGAAUUCUAAACUAUACUUAGGCAUAUUUUGUUUUUCCUACAUGCUUCAUCUUCUGCAGAUCUCUGAUAAAUAAGGAAAUUGGUUUUGUAUGGAAGUCUUAAUAAUUCAAGGUCUAGCCAACAAUCAGUAAUUGAUGAUGUAACCAGUUAUCAAGGCAUGGCUUGAAGGAUUAGAGUCAUCAGUAAAUAUUGCUCCAAGAGAGAUAAAGAGAAUGCCAAGCUCUUUAGAAUUUUAAUCCGGCUCAGCUUCUUUGCAGGCAUGGGCUGGUCAACUAUUGUAACUUGACCAAGCAGUCAUACAUUGACAAAACACUAAAUUCUAGCUCCUGUAACCACUGAACAUUUUUACUACAAAAAACAGGUCUACAAUGUAUCCUAGUAAAAACAGAUUUUGUGAGACAGACAUAAUGGUCAGAACAGACCAGUUUCAGCAUAAAUGACAAGAUUUGGAGGUGUCCACACCACUUUCAAAACCAAUUUUACCAGCUCAAGCAGAGGUACUUUUUAGACAUGAGACUCCUGGUAUAACAGCAAAUAUCCCAACCUGUUUGAUCCUCUAAGUCAGGGGUGUCAAACUCAUGGCGUCAUAUGACAUAUCACAACUUCUUUCCUUCACUGAACAGGGUGAGCGUGACCAGCAAAUGAGGCAUCCAGCCUGUGAGCUUGCAAGUUUGAUACCCCUGCUCCAAGUCCUAAUAAGUCUUAUUAAGUCUUCGUUUUCCCCACACAGAAAUUUAGUAGGACAGUCUUAAUUCAGAUGACUCCACUCAGGUGACUCCACUCAAUUCCUUCAUUCAGGUCUCAGUCACAACACCUCAAUUCAUUGCUGGAUCAAGUAACUUGAUUUCAGUUAGCAGCAGCAAACAUUGACCAGGAAAAAAGAACGUUUGUUAAUUGACCUCCUCCCCCCUUGGCUGAUGACUCAUCAUCAGACCUAUUGAACUUUCCUAUACUGUACUAUAGGAGCCGUCAAUUUUUUAUAAAUUAAAAAACCAGAUAAACUUUUUAAUCUUUACCAUCAUCUCAACAAUCAAACACACCUAACUGCCCAACCUCAUCUACAGUCAGUCAAUUUUAAUCAAUUAUAGCUCUGUGAUAACUUCUACCAAAUAAAGAUAAUCACAAAACAAGAAUCCAUGUUCACAUUUCUCGUCUUCAGUUGUUACAAUGAUAAGCAUUGUGGAUGGUUCUCAGACAUUUUGGCAUCUAGACCCUUUUUCAUUCUUAAAAAUAUUUUGAUACUUAUGCUAUAAGAAAUUAAAAUUAGAAAUGUUAAAAUAUUUAUUUGGCUUUAUGGACUUCUUGAAAGGUUAUUGGGGAUCUCCAGGGAUCCCAAAGCACACUUUGAAAACUGUUCUAGUUCUUAACCACAAUGUCCUACACAAUUUCAAACAUCAAGUCUUCCAGUUUUAAAAAUAUAUUACUUAGAAAUAUUUUACUGUUUAUGCUAAAACCUACUAUGAAAUUUAUAUAAAAUGCCAUGAAGACUUUAGGGAAAUAUUUUAGUGCAGUGACACUGUAUUGUUGAACAAUUUUAAUAGUGCAAGUGUAUUUUCAGAAUAUGAUCCAUAACAAUAUUGAAAAUAUUGCUAACUUUAUAGUAAAAUACAUUUAGAUAAAAUACUUAAGUUGAAAUUGGGUAGAAAAAAUCAUAAGUUUAAAAGUGAAAUAAAUUACAUAAAUCUUAUACCUAU